Molecule: messenger RNA, 3088 nt
Organism: Anopheles merus
Lineage: Eukaryota; Metazoa; Arthropoda; Insecta; Diptera; Culicidae
Product: fork head domain-containing protein crocodile-like
Exons: 1
Coding region: 781-2277 (498 amino acids)
Biological process (GO): regulation of transcription by RNA polymerase II; cell differentiation; anatomical structure morphogenesis
Molecular function (GO): RNA polymerase II cis-regulatory region sequence-specific DNA binding; DNA-binding transcription factor activity, RNA polymerase II-specific
Source: RefSeq, a predicted model, not a curated record
GAUUGCAAAAGGAAGGAAAAAGAGCGUACCUCCGGGCGGCGAUGGAACGAGCAGGAUGGAAGAUGCGCAUGCGUGCGAGCGCACGCAUCACGCACGUUGGUGAGAGUGAAACAGCUGCGCGCCCUUGGUGUGACGCGAUUGGGCCAGAAUGAAAUGGCACACACGCGCGCACUACACACGGGUCCAGCAGCACAACGGGUCGGCAGUGAACGGUAGAGAACCUGUUUUUUCCUACCAGUCAGUUUCGUUCGAAGAUCCGUGGUGAGCUGACACUGGAGAGCGCACAGAUAAACAAAGCAUCAUCACCAGCAGCAGCAGCAGCAGCAGCAUCCCGUCGGGACCCGCAGCACACAGUCGGCCAGUGGACACGGCCCAGUUGGUUGUUUAAUCGGUGUUGUGAAAGAAAACAAGUGCUCCACCAACAAACAGCAGGUGUUUGAGGGUGUGUGUGGGUGUUUUUUUUUAUAAACGAUAUCAGAGGUUUUAGUGAAGUGAGAAAUAGGCAAAGGAUACAGAAACGGAUACAAAAGGAGCGAUCAUUUUGUGCGGACAUUGCAGUGACUGUUUGUGAGUGAUUGUGUGUUUUUGAUUGCUAUCUUUCGAUAAGAGAAGCCAUGAGUUAUUAGUCUUAUCCGAACAGCGGAGCCCACUAGUGAACUGAUUUCCAUUGGUUGUGCUUGUGCUGUGUUGUUCCGCAAAUCGACCCGCUGUGUGAACCUGAGGUGCAGCUUACUUCUCCCUUCUUGUAAGCGUUAAACCGGCUUCACGAUUUUGGACGAAAUGCACACCCUGUUUACGACGGACCAGCGCCAUUAUGGGCACGGGCAGCCCGGCUACCCAACGAACGGUCCGACGAUGGCGUCGGCCCACCACUACACGUACGACCAGUACUCCCGGUACGCGUACGCCGGCUCGGCCUACGCCCUGGCCGCCCCGCACCAGAACAAGGAGAUGGUGAAGCCACCGUACUCCUACAUCGCGCUGAUCGCGAUGGCCAUCCAGAACUCGGCCGACAAGAAGAUCACGCUGAACGGCAUCUACCAGUACAUUAUGGACCGGUUCCCGUACUACCGGGACAACAAGCAGGGCUGGCAGAACUCGAUCCGCCACAAUCUCAGCCUGAACGAGUGCUUCGUGAAGGUGGCCCGGGAUGACAAGAAGCCGGGCAAGGGCAGCUACUGGACGCUCGAUCCCGACUCGUACAACAUGUUCGACAAUGGGUCGUUUCUGCGCCGCCGGCGCCGCUUCAAGAAAAAGGACGCACUGAAGGAAAAGGAGGAGCUGAUGAAGCGCCAAAGCCUGCUGCUGGACGACAAGAUGGGGGACAUUAAGCCGAUCAAGAUAAUGGCCGGUGGGCACCACCAUCACCAUCAUCAUCACACGUUCGAGGGCAAGCACCACCAUCAUCACCAGGGCGCGCUCGGGCACCAUCAGACGUUCAAGCGCGAGCCGGGGCUGGAGCUGGCCGCCCAGUGCAUGGUGAAGGAGGGCCUGACGUCGUCGCUGCUCAACACCUGCCACGCGGACACGUUCGCGACGCAGAUGAACCACCUGUCGGCGGCCGGCGACCACGGCUUCACGGUGGACUCGCUCAUGAACGUGUACAACCCGCGGCUACAUCACACCUCCUACCCGUACCACUUCAACGACGACAACCUGACGAUGGCGGCUUCCGGCGGGCAGCUGCGGCACCAUCAUCACAGCACGGCCGCCCACCAUCCGCCACCGCACGGCGGCUGGUACACGCCCGAGACGCCGCCGGAAUCGAUCGGCAACACGUCCGGCAGCUCGACGACGACACCGACCACCCUGCCCUCCUCCGUCACCGUGACGCCUACCUCCGGCAUCGGGUCGAUCGGUGGGCUUGGCGGUGGUGGCGGUGGCGGUGGCGGUGGUGGUGGCAGCCUUGGCACCGGUACGCUCGGUGGGCUCGGUGCAAGUUCCGGCGUUGGUGGUGGGAUCGGUGGCGGCACACACAACGGCGGCUCGAUGGGUGUCCCAGGGGCCGGCGGCUUCCGGGACAUGGUGUUCGACCACAAUCAGGCGGCGGCGGCGGCCGCGGCCGCUGCAGCCGUCGCUGUAAACUGCCAGAUGGAACCGGCCGGCAGCCCGGGCAGCAAUAGCCUUACGUCCGCCAGCCCACCGGUCAACUCGGCGUCGGCGGCGGCCGCCGCCGCUGCUGCCGCCGGCCACCUGGGCGGCAAUCUGGGCCAUCUCGGGCACUACCGGUCGCACGUCGGCUACUACCAGGACUGUGGGCUCAAGUAUGGUGUGUAGAUCGUCGCCCAUUCAAGGUCGGCUGUAAAUAGUGGUUGCGGACACUUCCGGGAGGGUGUAGGGCCGCACGUAAGGCGUGAAUGCGUGUGCGGAAAGCGCGAGUGAUCGUGAGUCGCAAAACGGGGAGAUGGGGAGGAACAAAAAAAAACUCAUCCAAAGUGGUAGAUCUCAAGAAGAGCCUUCUCAGCGGCAUCAUCAGCCCGUCGGGCUCUCUUGGCAGGGGCUCGCGUACGCUUUCGACCUUGACGCGCGGAUGAAGUCGCUGCUGUUCCCCGUUAUUUUUUUUUUUUGUGCACUCGUACGAUAAGAGCAAUGGACUUGCAAUUUGCGUUCGGCAACCUUUACGUCACCGAAAGGCUUUUCAGUUACUGUUCAGGGUUGGUCGAUGUCAAGGCGAGGCAGACGCGCAAAGCAGAGGUAGCAACCAAAAUGUAGAUAAAACUCGAUCGAAACGGAUCGAAACGGAAUAGUGAAGCUAUAUAUACAUAUUUUAGGCAUACUGUGGGGGUGUGCGGGGCUUACCGUGACCGUCUCACCCUUUGUAAAGUAGUAAUCGUUAGGAAGCGAAAGAUUCGGCUUAAACUUUGGUUCGGCAAAUACAGCCCAAUCAAAGGCAAAGUAAAAGGUAGAGCGUCCUCUCCGAAGCACUGGUCGAUAUAACAACAACAGCGCACGCUCGUCAGCUUGUUGUAAAGUUAAGGCACAACGGCUAGCCGCUUGUGAGUGAGGAAUGCGUGUGUUGAUUGAGCUAAUCGUAACAUCUAGACGUAAUAUAAAUAUAUAUAUAUAUGGUAAUGAAAGUUAAUAAAUA